Messenger RNA from Teleopsis dalmanni, 993 nucleotides. Its product is annotated as probable branched-chain-amino-acid aminotransferase. Gene Ontology annotation, biological process: branched-chain amino acid metabolic process. The coding region runs from base 1 to 993 and encodes 330 amino acids. The transcript has a single exon. The record is from RefSeq and is a predicted model, not a curated record. Lineage: Eukaryota; Metazoa; Arthropoda; Insecta; Diptera; Diopsidae. Gene Ontology annotation, molecular function: branched-chain-amino-acid:2-oxoglutarate transaminase activity.
AUGAUUAUAAAAAAAGUAGCUGAAUCAAAAUUCAACGAUUCAGUUUUCGACACGAAGGCUUUCGGAAGUGAAUUUUCUGAUCACAUGUUAAUCGCUCAUUACAAAGAUGGUAAAUGGAGCGAGCCAGAAAUUAGACCUUAUGGACCUAUUUCUUUAACUCCUGCAGCAAUGUCUUUCCACUACGGACAAACUAUUUUUGAAGGAAUGAAAGCUUAUAAAAAUGAAAAUGAUGAAGUUUUUAUUUUCCGUCCAGAAAAAAACUUUGAGCGUUUUAAUUUAUCAGCUUCUCGCCUUAAUAUGCCAGAAGUUCCUAAAGAAAUUUUUAUUGAUGGUUUAAAAACUAUCGUUGAUAUCGAUCGCCAGUGGGUUCCUAAAAACUAUGGUACAUCUCUUUACAUUCGUCCAGUAAUGUUCGCUACAGAAGAAACUGUUUCUGCUAGAGCUGCUAACGAAUAUAUUUUUGCUAUUUUAUUAGCUUAUGCACCUAGUUAUUAUGAAAAACCAUUAUCUGUAAAAAUUGCAGAUUUUUAUAGUCGUGCUGCACAAGGUGGUGUUGGUUUCGCUAAAUGUGGUGGAAACUACGCUGCAUCUUUUUUCCCAGCUGCAGAAGUACAAAAAGAAGGAUAUGACCAAAUUAUUUGGACAGAUUCUAUUAGUCACAAAUAUAUUGAAGAAGCAGGUACAAUGAACGUAAUGGUUCGUAUCGGAAAUAAAUUAUUAACAGCUCCUACUUCUGAAAGAAUUUUAAAUGGUGUUACACGUGAUUCUGUUUUAACUUUAGCAAAAGACGCUGGAUACGAUGUUGAAAUUCGUCCUGUAGAAGUACAAGAAUUAUACGAUGCUUACAAAUCUGGAGAAUUAAAAGAAGUUUUCGGAUGUGGAACAGCAGUAGUUAUUACACAAUAUAACGCAAUUGGUUUUGGUGAUGAAAGAGCUCAAUUAGCAGAUUUACCAGAAGAAGAAUCUUUUGCUUUAUCAUUAAAAAGAAAUUAA